AACUUCGAAUAAUAAUGGGAACAUUAGUAAUCACAUCUUGCUACCUAUAAGAGAGAGAGAGAGAGAGAGAGUUCAAAGGUGAGGUACAGACAGAUGAACUACACAAGAACUUAGCAAGAGCUAUAAAAGCUUGAGGCUACGGGUCAAGGUCUUGUACGAUCUCUAAGGGAGAGAGAGUCACUUGCAAGAAGAAUAAGCUUUGGUCAUUAAUUGUUCGAGAAUAAGCUUUCUUACUUCUAAUACUAUUCACUAAAUAUUUGUCGUAUGAUUCAGCUUCUUCUUCCAAAGUUUAGGGUUGUUUUUUCUUGCACAAUUUUAGAGUUUUGAUUUGCAUAUUUUGUACCGAAAGGGAGUCUGUUAAGAGAUCCCACAUUAGAGAUGGAAGUAUUGCAUACGUGCUUAAAACAUUUUCGGCUUCUUUUAAUUUUUUCUUUUACCAAUUGUUGAUACUUGCAUUCUAAUAGAACACGUUGAGCGGAUUGUUUUGUACGAGGCCAGUAACCUGUUACAAUGAUUUUGUUUUUUCCAGGAACCUCCCUUGAGCUCUAGGUCACCAAGAAAAAGAAGAAAUUUAAUGGAGAUUUCAUCAAGAGGAGGAUUAUCUGAGCUGGGAAUGGAAGAUCCCUUCUUCAUCAACCAGUGGCAGUACAUGAACUCUUUGGAUGAGCUCGGUAUGCUCCCACUAGCAGCUGCAAUUGGAGAUAAUUUACAACACUCUCACUUCCACCCAACUUUCAACCUCAAAACUCCUAUCGAUAAUUCUCAUACUGGUAUUGAUAGACCAGCGAAGCAGCUCAAAACCGAUGGAUGGACUUCAUGCAAAACCGAUCAUCUUGUAUUGAAUCCACAAGUUGCUUCCUCACCAAACAUUCUUUCGUUCGUCAAUUCUAAUCACGGAAACCAAAUGGUGGUGCUUAAGCCUAAGGAGGAGGCAGCAGCAGUGUGUUCAAAGAGCACCAACACUCUCCCUUCUGAUAUAUUGCUUUCUCAAGGUUCAUUUGGAAACCAAAAUUGUUUAUUUAAGGCCAGUCAGGGAACAAAUAGGAACAGCACAAACCCUCGUCUUUCAGCAACUCAAGAUCAUAUUAUCGCAGAAAGGAAGCGCAGAGAGAAGCUCAGCCAGCGGUUCGUAGCUUUAUCUGCACUCAUUCCUGGCCUAAAGAAGAUGGACAAGGCUUCUGUUCUGGGAGAUUCAAUCAAGUACAUCAAACAACUGCAGGACAAGGUAAAGACACUUGAGGAACAUACGAGAAACAAAAACAUGGAAUCGGUCGUGUUUGUGAAGAAAACACAGCUCUUUGCCAAUGGCGACAAAACUUCCUCAAACGAAAACAACUCCACGGGCCCGUUUGACGCAACACUACCUGAAAUCGAAGCAAGGUUCUGUGACAACAAUGUCUUGAUAAGAAUCCACUGUGAGAAAAGGAAAGGAGUUGUGGAGAAAACAAUAUCGGAGGUUGAGAAGCUCCAAUUAAAAUUCAUCAAUAGUAGUGUCAUGACAUUUGGGAGCUGUGCUCUUGAUGUUACCAUUAUUGCUCAGAUGGAAGCGGAGUUCAGUCUCUCGGUGCAGGAUCUCGUCAAGAAUCUACGCACAGCUUUCAAUCUGUUCAUGUGAACAGAAUCUACGUGCGGCUUUCGAUAUGUUCUUUGCUGCAGAAGCUUCAGAAUAAAUAGGAGUAUUUCCUCAAAUAUGCAACCAGACCAAGUUUAAGUACCCUUUUUAAGAAUUUAUGUUUACAAGGCCUGCAAUCCUUCACCAAGUUACCUUCAAGCUUGUUUGCUGUCAGAUUAUUUUGCAGGAGGGUUUUUUCACAUCACCUUUUUUGCAUGGUUAACUUGUUUACCAUGCUUAUUUACCCAACUGUUGAAGCAGGUUAUCUCACAGCUUGUCUACGAGCUUUUUUUUUUUUCCUUCAAGGAGUUUGCGAAAUGCAACUCAUCCCUUUGUGUCCCCUAGGGUUUUUUUUAUAGGUGAGGAUAAAAGCAGACAUUUGUUUGGUCAGUGUUUUAGAGGCAUCUUGAAUAUCUGAUUUCGUAAGCCUCUUUUCGUAGUAAUCUCCUUUUUAUAUGUAACCCUUUGGUUGACAAUGUCAUGGAAAAUAAGUAAUUUUGUGUUAUUUUA
This is a messenger RNA of Malus domestica (apple), 2122 nucleotides long. NCBI's taxonomy places the organism in Eukaryota, Viridiplantae, Streptophyta, Magnoliopsida, Rosales, Rosaceae. The record is from RefSeq and is a predicted model, not a curated record.